GUCGGUGCCGCAUCGGAUCGGGUCCGGCUGGAAACGCGACGCGCGUGCAAUCGAAACGGUUCCACUUGCCCUUACCCGCAUCCUGACCCGACUCGCGGACCAUAGCGGGGACCUCCAUUCUCCCCCUGGGCGCUUCUCGCGAUUCGCGAGGCGAAACGCGGCCGACCGCACUAGCGGGGCCCCCCCCCCUCCACACCCCCCACGCGGAUGCCGCCGAGAUGACAGAGGCCGAGUUGAGCUCCGCGCUGCGGGACGAGGCGUUCUCGAGAGACGCGGCCUGGGUGUGGCAGCGUGACGGAGGCAGCAGUUUACAACAACACAUUUUGAGCCAUCUGGCACGUUUCGUGCCCGGCAUCCACCGCACUUGUGGUGGCUUUGAAGCAGCGACUCGCACCCGGCCCAGCGUCCCGGAGGGCAGCACGCCUGGAACUCCCAGCACCAGCAGCAGCACCAGCAGCAGCAGCAGCAGCAAUGCGACACCCGGAGGAACGCCCGAAACACCCAACGCAGUCACUGCAACGCCGGGCGGCGAUUCUGAAACGGCCGACGGUGGCAAUGACGCUGACGAGGGCCUGGGAGGACAAGGGGAGCUGCUGGUUCGCCGCGUCCUGCUGGACCCCCUCGGCUGGUUCCUGUGCGGGGAGGAUCCGGAAGCUGGCUUCCCUCGCUUGCAGCUGUCUAACCGACCAGCACAGCUGUGCGGGCACGUGUUCCGCAGCGGGGAGCCCACAUACUCGUGCAGGGAAUGUGCAGCAGACCCCACGUGUGUGCUCUGCAUGGACUGCUUCCAGCAGAGCGUCCACCGCACCCACAGAUACAGAAUGAGUACGUCGGGUGGCGGAGGGGUGUGCGACUGCGGAGACCGUGAAGCUUGGAGGACAGGGCCGCACUGCAGCAUGCAUUCGCCGGGACACGCUGACGCCGCAGCCACUGUGGGCGUAGGCGUUCUACCCGAUGGCGUGGAGGAGCGAGCCCGAACCCUCUUCCCCGUGCUCCUGCAGUACGCCAUCGACGCGCUCACGUGGGACCCCUCGUCGGGCCCUCUGCUGCGCGACUUCCACCCGCAAACCCACACUGAUGAAGUGUAUCACUGUGUCCUCUACAAUGACGAGGUGCACACAUUUAACGAUGUCAUCGGCUGUCUGGUGGUGGCUAUCGGCUGCUCGGAGAGGGAGGCCUUUUCCCUCGCCUCCGCUGUGGACCGUCAGGGUCGCAAGUCUGUGUACUGUGGCUCGCAGCAAGUGUGCGAGGAAAUCAAGAGAAUCAUCGUUGGCCGUAGCUCUCCACGGCGCGGACAAAAGGCGCUGCGCACGGAGGUGGAGUCGGCCUCGCUUUUCGCCCAUCAGACGUUCGCCACACGCCUGCUAGCCUGGCUCAAUCACAUCUGCGAGACGUGCGAGGGCCUGCGCGUGCUGGUGUGCGAGGCUCUGCUGUCUGGCGGUGACGCCUCUCCCGUCUGCAUGCUCAUGCUCCAGGACUCGCGCCUCUGGAAGGGAGCGAGGAGUGUGCAUUACGACCUGAUCAUGGGCAGCCUCCUCCUGGAGGCCGAGUACAAGCGCCAUUUCGCCAUCGUGUUCACACGGAAUUACCGCCGGCUGCAGCAGGAUUUCCUGGACGAUGACCACGAGCGAAAUCUGUCCGUGACCAGCCUCUCGGUGCAGGUGUUCACUGUGCCCACGCUGGCACGGUAUCUGGUGAUGGAGGAGGACGCCCUGUCCAUCCUCGUGAAGACCAUGCGGGAGCAGCUGCAGGAGCUGAUGGGCGGCAACGGGGCGCUGCACCCGGACCGCACCGACUCGGUGCAGCUCCGCCGUGCGCUGCACACCUUCGGCGACCUCAAGUUUAUCCUGAUCGCUCGGCCUAGCGAAUGGAGCGAUGCCCUGAGGAUCAAAUUCCUUGCCGGUUUCCAAGAGUUCAUGACCUUCCUGCAAGUCCUGCAGGGCAUCGAGGCGGUGACGCGGCAGCUGAGUCAGCACGUGGAGAUGGACCCCGAAUGGGACGUGGCCUACAGCCUGGAGCUCGCCGUCACGCAUGCCAUCACCAUGAUGCAGGGCUGGUGCGCGUCAAACGCGGCAGUGCUGGUGGAGUCGUACGCGCUGUGCGUGCGCGUGCUCCAGUCGUCCGGCGCGGUGCCCCGCAACGCCGCCGCCACACCCGUCAGGCUGGCGCUGUGCGGCCACUCCCUGCUCUCCAUGCCCUAUCUGGUCUCUCGUCAGCCCGUGAGCACCCACCUGCCCAUGACUCGCUUCCUCGCAGGCCUCUAUGCGAUGGUGAGCCACACUGGGGUCAUGUCUUCUUACCCAGAGAUGAAUCUGCUGGAAAGCGUGGAGCCACAGGACUUGGCCGAAUUGCCCCUAAGGUGCCUGGUGCUGUUGGCGCAGGUGAACGCCGGCAUGUGGCGGCGUAACGGCUUCUCCCUCGCCAACCAGAUGUACCACUACCACAGCGCCAUGUGCCGCCAGGAGAUGUUCGACAAGGAUGUCCUCAUGCUGCAGAUCGCCGCGUCUCGGAUGGACCCGGAUGAAUUCCUCCUGCUCCUUCUGUGCCGCUUUGAGCUCAUCAACGUCUUCAAGACAGCCACGCGGCACAGCGGACACCGUGCCGACACCACCAGCAAGGACCAGCUCCAGCAGAACAGCUUCUUGCUCGAAGAACUUCUUCAGCUCAUCAUAUGGAUCCUGGCGGAGCGCUUUGUACCAGGCGUGAGCGCCGUGACGGCGGAGCAGGUGACACGGCACGAGGUGGUGCACCAGCUCGCCAUCAAGCCCAUGACGCACAGCGAGCUGAGCAAGGCGCUGCCCGAGAACGAAAACGACGAGACUGGCAUGGAGGCCAUCAUCGAUGACGUCGCUGUCUUCAGGAAACCAGGCCUCACCGGCCGUGGGGUUUACGAGCUGCGGCCCGAGUGCACGGCCGAGUACAACCCCUUCUUCUACCACUACCGGCGAUCGGAGCAGUCCAAGGCAGAGGAGGCUCAGAAGAAGUUGAAGAAGCUGAAAGGAGAGGAUAGCGCGCUGCCUCCGCCCGUGCCGCCCCCUCUGUGCCCCAUGUUUGAGGGGCUGCUGAGACUCCUGCACUGCGACACGUUCGUUUGCAUGCUGGCGUGCGUGCUGCACUGGGCUGCCAAGCCCUCCGGACAGCCGUGCUCCGAGGCUGCCCUGCAGCGGGCGCUGCACCUGAUGGGGCUGGCGCUAAUGGAGGAGCAGAAGCAGCUGCAGCAAGCGGGCGAGGGGCACGAGGCUGACGUCUCCUUCUGCUUCCUGCACAAGGCAACGCGCUCCGGGAGCCCUCCUGACAGCGCGCACUCCCUCCUUGCCCAGCUGCAGGCCCUCCAGGCCGCCUCUCACCUGGAGAAUGAGAAGGACAUGAUCGCAUGGACGUUGAAGCUCUUCGCGACCGUGCGGAUGCUUCGGGAGAGAACUUCCCAGACCCCCGGCUCCUCCAUGGAUGAACAAACGCAAAAAGAUGUGAGAAGGGACUCGGGCGAGCGCGACAAGCAGGAGCGUAAGCGCAAGGCGGAGGCCGCGCGCAAGCGGCGCGAGAAGAUCAUGGCGCAGAUGUCGGCGAUGCAGCGCAGCUUCAUGGAGGAGAACCGCGCGCUCUUCGAGCAGGCUGGGGGGGCGGCCGCGGCGCAGGGGUCGACGGAAACCGACGGCAGCUCGGAGUUCGGCGGCGGAAGCAGCGGCUGUGAUGGCGCCACCGCGGAGCCCGGCGGCGUGUGCGUGGGGCCACGCCGGGCCAGCCGCCCCGCUGAGCGCCGCGUCCUCAGCUGCAUCCUGUGCCAAGAGGAGCAGGAGGUGCGUGCCGACGGCGCCGCCAUGGUGCUCGCCGCGCUGGUGCAGCACUCCACCGUGCUGGCUCGCCCGCAUGCCACAAGUGACCCGGCCGCCCCGCCGUUAACCGCGGCAGCGGCAGAUGCAGAACCCGACAAGUUUGACCCCCUGUUGGUGACUGCCGGCCUUCCUGUGGGCGUCCACAGUGGCAGCUGUGGCCAUGUCAUGCACGCGCACUGCUGGCAGAGGUACUACGAGCCGACGCAGGUGCGCGAGCGGCGCCAGUUCCGUCAGCGCAUGCCCAUGGACACGGAGACGGGCGAGUUCCUGUGUCCGCUCUGCGAGGGCAUCAGCAACGCCGUGGUGCCGGUGCUGCCCGCGCCGUGCAGCUCCCAGCAGCUGGCACACUCUGGGGAGGAGGUGGAGGCUUUGGUUGAGCAGCUAAAGCUGUCACGCUGGCUGGAGGUGGUGUGCCUGCGCAUCGCUGGGCUGCGACAGCUGCUGAACAGAAAACCAGACAAUCUGGAGGACAAAGGAGACGUCCAAGCUCCGCAGCCCCCCGCGAGUCUCCCAGAAGGGUUCCGCUCCAUCCUCAACUACGGGGUCCGGCCCAUGCCCCAGUACUCGGAGAGCCUGUGCGGGAUGGUGCAGACCUUCUCCAUGGCGCUGUACCGCGCCUCCGUGUCGGCACACCCCAACGACCAGGACCCGCGCGUGCCAACGCUCGCCUGGCACACGUGCGCCUUCACCAUCAUGGCGCUGGAAUCCAACUUGAGAGCGGACAUGAAGCCUCUCUUCGGCUCCCUGCCCAGCCGCCAGGUGGAAUGCCUGCGCUCGCUCGUGCGACUGGCCGAGGCGCAGUACAGCAUGGUGUCGUCCGCGGAAGUGGUACAAGGGCACGUCCUGCGUCUCUUCAGUGUUCUCAUCCCGGAUCCGCAGGGGGAAGAUUCCCCGUGUCUACUGGACGUCGAUUUGACCCACCUGCUGCUGUGCGCCACGCUCGCCUUCCCGGCACUCUACCACGAAGAGGGCGCCCCCCUGCGCCCCUCCCCCGUCGCCGCCUCCGUUAACGAGCUCCACCUCGUCACGCUCGUCACCAUGGCCCACGUGCUGCAGGUGCUGCUCACGGCCGCUACCGUCGCCCCGACGCCAACGACGGAGGAUGCGAUGGAGGUGGACGAGGAGGUUGGCUACGGUGAGGAGGAGGUGCAGGCCGUGGAGGAGCUGUGCGUUCGGCUGCAGCAGCUCACGGCCGGGGCGUACGCGUCGCGCGUGCCGGCCAGCCGGCUGGCCCGCUCUGUGCGGGCCGGCGUCGCGCCGUUCCUCCGCUGCGCCGCCACCUUCUUCUGCCUCCUGCACGACAGUCCACCGCCCCCGCAGCUGAGAGAAGCCAGCGGGCUGGAGUUUGAGACCCUCUGCCGGUACCUGGCGCUUCCCACCAACCUGGCGUCGCUCUUCCAGAUCCACGGCGCCUGCAUCGAUUCUCUCCUGCGCAGUUGGUGCUCGGCACCAGGGGUGACACGACUACUCAAAGGAGCAAGAAGCGCAGUCACGUUUCCACGCGAGGAGAACAGACUCGUGUCCCUGCCAGAUGAUUACAGCCAGCUCAUCAACCGCGCCUCGCUCUACACCUGCCCGAACGGCGGCGCGGAGGGCGAUGCGGCGCGCUCGAUGGCGCUGUGCCUGCUGUGCGGCGCCAGCUUGUGCUCGCUCUCGCUGUGCUGCCAGACGACGCUGGGCUCGCGCACUGUCGGGGCGUGCACGCUGCACGCGCUGCGGUGCGGCGGCGGCGUCGGCAUCUUCCUGCGGGUGCGCGAAUGUCAGGUGCUGCUGCUGGCAAACCGGACGCGUGGCUGCUUCAUGGAAGCGCCUUACCUGGACGACUACGGGGAGACCGACCAGGGCCUCCAUCGCGGCAACCCGCUGCACCUGUGCCCGGAGCGUCUGGCCGGGCUGCAGCGCCUGUGGCUGGAACACGGCGUGCUGCACUCCAUCGGCCACUCGCAGGAGAGCCAGCACCUCGCCUACUCCUGGGAGCUCUUCUAAGGGCCCGGCGGUCGUCCUGCUAUAGCACCCACCUUCCCCCCCACCCACCCACCUACGCAGCCGGCCAGCUACUCGGGAAGGUUGGCCAGCUAGUGAGGCAACCGGGGCAGGCAGGCAGUCAGUCGUUUAUACAGCCAAGCCAGCAAACCGGCCAGCAUGCCAGUCAGCCACCCAGUCAUCGAUCGUCCUUUUUCCACUGCCACAUCUGAGCCGAGCCAGCACGGGGCCCACGUUGUGGUUUGCCACCGGCCAUUUGCCGUUCUGAGAUGGAAGAAAACCGUAAUAAUAACGCUGGGCCUCCUACAACUUCUAAAUCUACGUUGGGAGACAAGCAGGGCCAGGGAGGGGUUAACGACACGUUCAUUGCGCAUGUCGUCGGCAGCAUGGCUCGGUUUACUGCAGUGGAAAAAUGACCUGCACCUCCUGACUCGCAACGGCCUGGCUCGGCACGGCCCUUGGCGUCGCUCGGAUGUGCCAGUGGCUAAGGGUCUAUGAGGUCAUCCGGUGAGACAGGUGGUUGGUGAUUUAGCUGGGUAGUUGGUGAGCGAAUUGGUCAGAAGGUUGGACCGUGGUGGACCGCAAGGUCUGGAGUGUGGGAAGUCUUGAGACAGUGUAGCCAUUGCUUGUUUAUGGUGGCUUGCCCUGAUUUAACCAUUUGUUUAUAGCUGUCAUUUAUUAAACCAAUUUAGUCAUAAAUUUGAUUUCAAGCUUUCGUGACUGCAGGAAUUACUCUUUGGUUCUUUCGGUAAAGUCACGUAGAAAGAAAAUAAUUAGUUUUCUCUCUCUCUCUCUGUGUGUCUCUGUGUUGUCUCUCUCUGCUUG
This is a messenger RNA of Petromyzon marinus (sea lamprey), 6641 nucleotides long. Its product is annotated as E3 ubiquitin-protein ligase UBR2-like. Gene Ontology annotation, biological process: protein ubiquitination; ubiquitin-dependent protein catabolic process via the N-end rule pathway. Gene Ontology annotation, molecular function: ubiquitin protein ligase activity; zinc ion binding. The record is from RefSeq and is a predicted model, not a curated record. NCBI's taxonomy places the organism in Eukaryota, Metazoa, Chordata, Hyperoartia, Petromyzontiformes, Petromyzontidae. Gene Ontology annotation, cellular component: ubiquitin ligase complex; cytoplasm.